This is a messenger RNA of Lolium rigidum, 1642 nucleotides long. RefSeq names its product acyl-CoA hydrolase 2-like. Gene Ontology annotation, molecular function: fatty acyl-CoA hydrolase activity. The coding region runs from base 93 to 1370 and encodes 425 amino acids. Gene Ontology annotation, biological process: acyl-CoA metabolic process; fatty acid catabolic process. NCBI's taxonomy places the organism in Eukaryota, Viridiplantae, Streptophyta, Magnoliopsida, Poales, Poaceae. The transcript has 17 exons. The record is from RefSeq and is a predicted model, not a curated record.
UGCCAAAUCUCUUUCGCUUUUUAAAUUCCACAAUUUUAUCGUCCGCCUUCUCAAGCAGCAGGCCGCCUUGCCCCGCCGCCGCGCGCGCGCCGAUGGAUCGGGAAGAAGUGACGGAGUUCCUGGGCCAGGUGCCCCUCCUGCAGUGCCUCCCCGGAUCCUCCAUCCGCAGGAUCGCCGAGGCCGUCCAGCUCAGGCACUACGAAUCUGGUGAUUACAUUGCUCGUGAAGGUGAACCCGUAGAUGGCCUUUGCAUCAUAUUGGAUGGACAGGCUGAAGUUUCUGCUCCAGCAAACACAGAAGAAGAAAACCGCCCAGACUACGUGUUAAAUAAGUAUGACUACUUUGGUUAUGGGACCAAUAGUUCUGUCCAUCAAGUAAAUGUUACUGCAGUAACAAAGCUGACCUGCUUUGUAUUGCCAAGUCAAUACGGACACCUGUUGCAAACAAAGACAAUUUGGAAUGCAGAGGAGGCACCUGAAAACCAUUCUUUGCUGGAACAAAUUUUGCACUUGGAGAAAUUAGAGGUUGAUAUAUUCCGUGGGUUAACUUUGCCUGAAGCUCCACAAUUUAGGCAAGUUUUUGGAGGACAAUUGAUUGGACAGGCACUAGCAGCAGCAUCCAAGACUGUCGAUUGCCUGAAACUUGUGCAUAGUUUGCAUGCAAUUUUUCUUAUUGCAGGGGACAAUAAUAUGCCAAUAAUAUAUCAGGUAAAUCGGGAGCGUGAUGGAACCAGCUUUGCCACCAGAAAAGUGGAGGCAAAGCAGAAAGGCCUUGUCAUAUUCACUUUAAUUGUUUCUUUCCAGAAGGAAGAACUAGGGUUUGAGCAUCAAGCUGCAAUCAUGCCUGCUGUUCCUCCUCCAGAACAGCUCCUGAAUAUGGAAGAGAUACGAGAAAGAAGACUCACUGAUCCACGGUUUCCAAUGCAAUAUAGGAACUUGGCUGCCAAGAAGAAGUUUGUUCCUUGGCCCAUUGAAAUGAGGUUCUGCCAAGAUUCUGGGUCUCAGCAUAAACCAAGUCUGUAUUAUUGGUUUAAAGCUAGAGGAAAACUUUCGGAUGAUCCAGCUCUUCAUAGAUGUGUUGUAGCAUAUGCUUCCGAUCUACUAUAUUCAGGGGUCAGCCUAAAUCCGCACCGGGAGAGGGGUUUGAAGACAUACUCUCUCAGUCUUGAUCACUCGAUGUGGUUCCACAAGCCCGUGAAAGCUGAUGACUGGUUGUUAUAUGUGAUUGACAGCCCAUCUGCACACGGUGGUAGGGGAUUCGUUACUGGAAGAAUGUUCAACCGGCAAGGAGAGCUUGUCGUGUCCCUGACCCAAGAGGCAUUGAUUAGAAGAGCUAAGACACCUGGACAAACCCCAAGGCCAAAGCUUUGAGAAGUGCAGAAGAGCUGUGCCUGGACGAUCUUUGCUCCUUUUGCCCCCUUGUUCGACCUGCGGUGCUGUUUGAUAUUAUUUUUGAUAUAGUACGUGUAACACGUUGAGCCAAGAUGCAGCAUAUGAUAUAUUAGUAAUCUGAAAGGGUGAGAGAGCAGUGAAAGUUAUGUGACUUACAUCUGAAAUUUAGGAAUACCAGACAUGACACAGUUGUAAUCUUUGAAAAGUCUUUUGGGCUCAUAAAAAAAAGUGAAAUAUAUUUAUAACUGACA